Nerophis lumbriciformis (worm pipefish) is the source of this 2274-nucleotide messenger RNA. NCBI's taxonomy places the organism in Eukaryota, Metazoa, Chordata, Actinopteri, Syngnathiformes, Syngnathidae. The record is from RefSeq and is a predicted model, not a curated record.
AUGGCAUUCCUCCACAUUCCUGGCAUAACCACAUUCCUUCUGCUCCUCAUUCUAUCAUAUUUUGCUCUUUUACUUUUGACACAUCUGCCAUUUGAUACCCCUACAUUUCCUUUUCCUCAUUUACCUUCCUCACCAUCAUGCGGUCCAGGUCAGUCAUGGGCUGUCCGGAUCCAUGCUGAGCCACAUCAUGCACAUGAACAGAACUCUGAAGAACUACAUGUAAUUGCCAACCAGGUAGCAGAACAGGCUGGGCUGCAUAACCAGGGCCAGAUUGGACAGUUAGAAGGCCACUACUUGCUUUGUUCUUCUCAAUCAGAUGAUAAUAUUUGGAAGAAUGAUCGCCAUCCUGUGAAUGUGCUAGCAAGCCACCCAAAUGUCCUUUGGUACUCCCAAGAGAGGUUGUUAAGCCGCUCCAAAAGAUCGAUGGCCUUCAAUGACCCUCAAUAUCCUAAACAGUGGCACCUGCACAAUGAUGUAAAUAAGGGCAUGGACAUCAAUGUGACCGGUGUAUGGGAGCGCAACAUUACUGGCCAAGGAGUCACCGUUGUGGUAGUUGAUGAUGGAGUACAACACACGCAUGAAGACCUAAAACCAAACUAUAGUCCAACGGGCAGCUAUGAUCUGAACUCCAAUGACCCGGACCCUAUGCCCCACCCAGACGUUCAUAGUGACAACCACCACGGGACUCGAUGUGCUGGCGAGAUCGCUGCUGUUCCAAAUAACAGUAUUUGUGCUGUGGGAGUGGCCUAUGGUAGCAAGGUGGCAGGUAUAAGGGUUCUGGACGGCCCACUGACAGAUAGCCUGGAGGCCAUAGCCUUCAACAAACACUACCAAGUCAAUGACAUUUACAGCUGCAGUUGGGGUCCCGAUGAUGAUGGACACACCGUGGAUGGGCCCCAUCCUUUGGGCAAGGCUGCACUUCAGCAUGGAGUCAUUGCUGGAAGACGGGGUUUUGGAAGCAUCUUUGUGGUUGCCAGUGGCAAUGGAGGUCAAUAUAAUGACAACUGCAACUAUGAUGGUUAUGCAAACUCCAUAUACACCAUCACUAUUGGAGCCGUUGACGAGAUUGGCAGAAUGCCCUAUUAUGCGGAGGAGUGUGCAUCCAUGUUGGCAGUCACUUUCAGCAGCGGUGGAAACAAGCUGAGAAGCAUUGUAACAUCGGACUGGUCCAUGCAGCAGGGGACUGGCUGCACAGAAGGCCACACUGGCACGUCUGCUGCCGCCCCCUUGGCAGCCGGAAUGGUGGCCCUCAUGCUGCAGGUCCGGCCCUGCCUCGGCUGGAGGGACGUGCAGCACAUCAUCACUUUCACUGCCACCAAGUGUGAUAACAGUUCUGAUUGGAGAGAAAAUGGGGCAGGAUUCCAUCACAGCCAUCAACAUGGUUUCGGGCUCCUAAAUGCUUGGAAACUUGUUAAUGCCGCUAAGGUAUGGGAGCCAGUGCCAUUUCUUGUGUCCUAUCAGAGCUCAGUGAUAGGGGACAAAGUGUCCAUUCCAUUAUAUCCAAAGAAGCUGGUUCGCACUUGGGAAGUCACUGCUGCUGACUUAGAACUGUCUGGGAUGGAGACACUGGAGCAUGUGGCUGUUACAGUGACAAUAAACCACCCUUGUCGUGGCAACCUGGAGAUUGUGUUGUUCUGUCCCAGCGGGAUUCCGUCAGUCAUUGGGGCUCGACGGGCUAUUGACAGAGACUCGGCAGGAUACCAAGACUGGACCUUCUCCACUGUGCGUUGCUGGGGGGAAAGGGCUCAAGGCCAGUACCACCUCAAGAUAUCUGAUCAUAAGGAACCAUCGUCUCAACAAUGUGCCAGUGUGGGAGAGUUAAAGCAGUGGAAGUUGACACUGUAUGGUUCUUCUAUGACAUUCAGGGAAGUCAAGGAUAGACAAAUGCUGGUGGAGGACGCCAUGAGUGGCAAAUACCUGGACAGCAACUUCUCUUUGCCUUGCUCUCCAGGCCUUGAUAUUCCAUCUGAGAUUAUCAGUCCAUUCACCUCAAGCAGCCUCAGGUUUCUUCUUUUGCUUGGCUGCUUUGCACUUUUCUGGUCGCUCUACUACAUACUUGAGGCCACCUUAGGCCACCUGGAUCUCACAGGCCUCCAAUGCCUGUCUUGGAGGCAAACAGGUCACAGAGUCAGGAACGGUCGUCGAGCGAGAGGAGUUGAGGAGGCAUUGGAUGAUGAGGAUGAAGGGCAUGAGGAGCAAGAAUCUGGGCUGGAGCUGCGUGCAGUGCUGGACUCUGAAACCAAAGUCUUACUUAUCAAUGGAGAGAAGACAUGA